AUGUUACAAUCAUUUUACAUAAAGAUUAAUAUAAUUAGCAAUAAAUCUCAAUUAAAUAUUUCUAUUAAUAAAAAUCAGAUUACAAAAGAAAGUAGUAAAGGCAACCAAAUUCAAAAUCCAAUUAAAAGACAAGAAAAAGAAAGACCUUCAGAAAGACUUGCAAAAAAAUCACAUAUACAAAGUAGUUUAGAAAAAGAAAAUUUAACUAUAGUUUCUUAA
Molecule: messenger RNA, 219 nt
Organism: Cetraspora pellucida
Lineage: Eukaryota; Fungi; Glomeromycota; Glomeromycetes; Diversisporales; Gigasporaceae
Source: the annotation of a GenBank genome assembly